UCCAAGCGUACUAAUUAAGACUAAAAACUCGUAUAAGUCGAGCUUGUUCUUCAUUUCCUAAUUGAGCAACAUCACUAAAAUGAUCCAUUAAUUAGAACAAGCUUUUCUUUUCUUUCUUUCUUUCUUUCUCUUCUUCCUCUUUAUUUUUCCCCUUCCUUUCCUUAAAACAGAUAUGAUCUUAUCAAAAUCCAUUGUUUUCACGGGUCUCAUCAUUGCCUGUGUAAACGCAACAGAUGAUAAGAUUUUACGCUUCCCUCUCAGACAACGCAGUCAUUCAAAACCUUAUCUUCAGAAGCGAGACGGUAACAAUGUCUCCUUAUACAAUGCAAAUGGAAAAGAAUAUUUAAUUGAGGUCGGCGUUGGUACGCCACCACAAUACUUCAAUCUAACAAUGGACACUGGGAGUGCAGAUUUUUGGGUUCCGUCUUCAUCAUGUCCGGUAUCCAUGUGUCCACAUACUCGUUUCGAUAAUAAAAAAUCAACCACUUUCAAGGCAUUGUCUAACGAGAAGCUUUCAAUUGAAUAUGGUGUUGGUACAGCCAAAGGUAGCUAUGCACUUGAUACGAUCACACUUGGAGAAUCGGGUAUAUCUCUUCCAAACCAUACUAUUGGGCUUGUGUCUAACACGGACAAUAUCCUCUCUGCUUCAGAAGAUGAUACAAUGCCUUCGAAUGGUAUCUUGGGUAUGGGUCAUCCAAGCCUCUCUAUGAAGUCUGGCAAAAAGCCCGGUCAUCUUGUGAUGGGGUUAUAUCAAGCAAAUAUCAUUUCGGAGCCUAUUUUUUCUAUCUUCCUUAACACGCAAUCUGCUUAUGGAAAAACGGGUGAACUUGUUUUGGGUGGACUUGAUAGUACGAAAUACACAGACGAUAUUCAAUAUGUGCCUAUAGUUAGCUUUGAUGUUAGUAAAUACUAUGUUUCAGCUAAUUUAGGAGCCAAUAAGACCAGCACGACCAAUGGUAGCCAAGAAACAUACCUUUAUUGGUCUGUACCUGGUCAAGGCGUUUCUACCAGUUCAAAUUAUAGCUAUAGCACACCAGAUUUGCAAGCAUUUAUCUUGGACACUGGUACUACCUUGACCUAUGUUCCCGAAUCGAUUGCAAAAUCUAUUGUUAUGUCAUUGACAAAUAAUGCAAAAACGACAAAAUGGGACGCCCUUGAAGGCAUUUAUCGUGUCAGCUGUUCUUUAGCCGAAAAGUCUGAUCUUUUCGUGGAAUUCUUAAUUUCGCCUUCAGAAACAGUCAAGUCAACAACACCUAUGACAAUUCGUGUUCCUGUUUCUGAAUUGGUCAUACCUUUGGAUGAUGCACGUACUCCAGAGACAUCUACUUCUUGCAUGUUUGGCAUUGCGCCAGCUCCUAAAGGAUUAGAGUUGACGUCAGGUGACACAUGGAUAUUAGGCGAAUCUACGUUGCGCUCCUUGUAUACAGUGUAUGACUUGAAACAGAAUAGAUUUGGAAUGGCUAAAUUGGCCACAGCAGUAAAUUCAUCAUCAGCAACCAGCAAUGCUACAAUUGCUACCACUACCACCAACAGUGAUAUUAUUAGUAACAGCAUGACUGGUACUCCUUUAGCUCAGAGUGACACUCCUCCUACCGCUAUAUCCAAUGGCAUGAUAUUAAAACCCUCUUUUAUUUUCUUGGCAAAACUUUUUACUUUGUAUUUUAUUUUCUAUGAUUUGUAAAAAUAAAAAUGAAAGUUUCACACAUA
Gilbertella persicaria is the source of this 1707-nucleotide messenger RNA. RefSeq names its product aspartic peptidase domain-containing protein. The coding region runs from base 173 to 1681 and encodes 502 amino acids. Gene Ontology annotation, biological process: proteolysis. NCBI's taxonomy places the organism in Eukaryota, Fungi, Mucoromycota, Mucoromycetes, Mucorales, Choanephoraceae. Gene Ontology annotation, molecular function: aspartic-type endopeptidase activity. The record is from RefSeq and is a predicted model, not a curated record. The transcript is spliced from 2 exons.